AUGGAAGAGCACGCGCAUGAGAGCUGCAACAUUGUCUACUUUUGCGCCAGUGGGAAGGAGGAUGUCUACGAGCUAUAUCAUAAGCGGAGUCCGCCCGAUGUCCCGCCAGAAGGUGACGAAGGGGCGGAAACGCUGCAGCAGGCAUAUCACAAUGUGCGCGCGCUGCUAGACGAGGAUCAGGGCGGCUUUGACGAAGUGUUUCUAUGUUCUUCGAUCAAGCAGUGCUCGGAGCGACUCGAAAUCUAUGCGAAUAGCUCACCGACUGUUGUGCUGAUCGAGUUGCACUCUUCUCCGAGCGCACAAGACGAAUCCAAUCUGACCCUGGACAAGCAAUCCAGCUCAUAUGCUUUACUCACCACUUUGGGAACAGACAUCCAAGGAGCGCGUUAUCAGCGACCAGUCCUACCAUUCAUACUCGUGAUUUCUGGAAGACCACCUCACGGUGAUGGAACCCUGGAGAGCAGCCUGACGGCAGAUCUUCUUAGUGCCGGCGCCAAAGAUGUGAUCCAGAGCCCGCUGCAGCAUGAAGAUAUCAACCACUUGAUAGGCCAUCUCAAGGAGAAAGUGCGCGCUCCUGUACGAUUGAUCGCGUCCCAGAUGGCGCACAACCUCGUGGAUAGCAUUCAUGAUUGCUCCGAGCCACGGAUCGCAGAGCAUCGUCCGGAUUUGAAUCUUCCACAGGAAAGAAAGACAGCCGUCGAAGAAACCGUUGGAAAGUGGCAUUUUCCAGCCUCGGACUUCAAUAUGGAUGAGCUCACCUACGCGGCCAUGUUCAUGCUCGAGCACCUGCUGCGGGCACCGGAGUUGGAGUUUUAUGCUCUGCCGAGAGAUAAGCUGAUGAGUUUUCUGCUGGCAACCAGGCGGCAGUACAAGCACGAACGGGAGGUCUACUACCACAACUGGAGGCAUGCCGUGGACGUCACUCAGUCAAUGUACUGUUUCCUGCUGGAUGUGCGGCUGUGCACACCUCAAAAUUCCGAUGAAGGGCCACAAAAGGAGCUCAAUGCCUUGGAGCGGAUGGUGACGCAUUUGGACGGCCUUAUACUGCUGGUUUCUGGGAUUGGCCAUGACGUUGGACAUCCAGGCGUCAACAAUGCUUUCCUCGUGGCGGCUAACCAUCCCUUGGCUCAGACAUACAACGACAAGUCUGUUCUCGAGAACUACCACUGCGCCGCAUAUUCACAGCUUCUUCGCCGGCAUUGGCCAGCCUUGCAUAAUAUCACCGGGUUCCGGUCAACAAUGAUCUCCACGAUCCUGGCGACGGACAUGCAGCGGCAUUUCGACUACAUGAAAAGUCUGAACGAAUUGAAGUCGAAGACAGAGAGCGCUGAUGCCGACGUUGAAAGCUGGAACGACAAGGACAAGGAGCACACGCGGGAGCUGAUCAUGGCCCUCUUGAUGAAAGCAGCGGACAUCUCCAACGUCGCACGACCAUUCGACGUCUCAUCAAGCUGGGCUAAGAUUCUGAUGAACGAGUUUGCUCGGCAAGGCGAGCUGGAGAACGAGCUCGAGAUUCCUACCUGUCUCUUUGGCGGACCUCCGGACACUGAAGACAUUCUGGCGGCAGCACAGAGUCAGAAAGGCUUCAUGAGCCUGUUCGGCUACCCACUUUUCCAAGGCAUUGCGGACAUCCUGCCCUGCAUCUCCUGCGCGGUCAAAGAGAUACAGAAGAACCAGGAGAUUUGGGACAAGAAGAUCGAGGAAGAGAAGGAGCGGCGAAAGCCCCGCGGCAACGAAGGCCACCUCACCUUCAGCUCUGUUACCAACAAGGAAGUUGAGGAGGCGAAUUCGCAUCACAAGUCCGAUCCUUCCGCCGUUCCGAACAGCGUGCCGCAGUCACCUUUGAAAGACCUCAGUCGCGCUGCAACGCCCAACACGGAUACUUCUCCAUCGAAACACGGAGCGCAAGGUCUAAGGCAGCAGCUUGUGCAUGGCAUAGCACCAGAGGACGACCACAAACGGGCUUCCGCACCAUUCCUAGGCGCUAAUGGCCCACCUCUCUCACCUCAAGGCGGCGCCUCGCGGCGAUCCAGCAAGGACGUCGCUCUGGAUCAAAUGCAGCAACUGACGGCCUUUGCCCAUCAAAGUCUAAGUCCGACACCGAGCUCACGUAGAGGGUCUGCAGACGCAGGCCUCCAGAUACAACAGAGCUAUCCCAGCUCACGGCGAGGCAGCAAGGACGAAAGCUUGACGACGAUCUUGGUCACUAAGGGCGGCACACCUAACAGGCGCAGCUCGCCAUCUCUACCAUCAAGCAAGACGACCUCACCCAACAAACAGUUAGCAAAGCGCAACAGUAUCCAACAGACCCAGAAACAAGCCGCGCGCGCCUCAGUCCCCUCCGCCCGCUCCCAUGCCGCCAGCACCGGAACAGCAACAACCACCCAACCCUCCCUCUCCACGGACGCCUCGACCCAACCUUCCUCGGAAGAAGGCGACCGCGACCCAAAACCCCUCUCCCACCACGCCUCCAUCCCCUCAACCGAAGACCCCUUCAUGGUCCCAGGCACCUGGCCCAACAACCUUGACGGCCAACAUCGCGCUUCCCCGCCUGCAGGCGAGUUGCCGAAUACGCCGCCCACGCCGCCUUCGAUGGCCAUGUCGCGGACGACUUCGCCGAGGGAUUUUCUGAGGCAGUCGCCCAGUGCGGAUACGGAUGCGAGUCGGGGAACGCAGAGGAAGGUCGAUGGGAAAGGGGUGCGGGAGAGUCGCAGUCGAAGUCGUUUGAGGGGGUUGAAGUUUUGGAAGAGGAGGAAGGGGGGCAGUGAGGGGGAGGGGAAGGUUGAGGUUGAUGGGGCGUCGCCGUGA
This is a messenger RNA of Saxophila tyrrhenica, 2808 nucleotides long. RefSeq names its product 3',5'-cyclic-nucleotide phosphodiesterase (gene PDE2). Gene Ontology annotation, biological process: cGMP catabolic process. The coding region runs from base 1 to 2808 and encodes 935 amino acids. The transcript has 2 exons. The record is from RefSeq and is a predicted model, not a curated record. Gene Ontology annotation, molecular function: 3',5'-cyclic-AMP phosphodiesterase activity; 3',5'-cyclic-GMP phosphodiesterase activity. NCBI's taxonomy places the organism in Eukaryota, Fungi, Ascomycota, Dothideomycetes, Mycosphaerellales, Extremaceae.